This is a messenger RNA of Castor canadensis (American beaver), 498 nucleotides long. The record is from RefSeq and is a predicted model, not a curated record. Lineage: Eukaryota; Metazoa; Chordata; Mammalia; Rodentia; Castoridae.
AUGGGUAAAGUUCACAGUUCUUUCAUAUUUUUACUUUUGUUUUUACUGGAAUGCCCACUUCAUGUAUGCUUGCCACAUGUAGAUGUGUUUUCUACUCUUGGACAAACAACAGGCUUACCAGUAAUUUCACGCAGACCUGGUCUUGUUCAAGUGUUUUUCAUUGCAGCGAUAGCCUUCAGCAUUGCCUUGAUAUGUGGCAUCGUGGUCUCCUACGUGAUACAUCGACUGGUAAAGGCAGAGGAAAGCCAACAGCUUGCAAUGCUUUAUGAAAAUGUGGAGAUACCAUUCUUAGAUGAGAAGGAAGGCUCCGAGGAUGACGGCCAGGAUGAGUCCACCCACCUGCUCCCAGAGAAUGAGAAGGAACUGGCGAAGUUCAUCAGUUCAGUUAUUAGAUCAAAAAGAAGAGAAAAUCUUCAAAGGAAGAAAUUAAGGGAAGAGCAACAGUUACCAAAGAUAAGCAGUGCUGUGGUGCACAGUGCAAACAUGGAGGAUUUGUGA